This is a messenger RNA of Calidris pugnax (ruff), 3284 nucleotides long. It is a transcript of the gene CIRBP, whose product is annotated as cold inducible RNA binding protein. Gene Ontology annotation, molecular function: RNA binding. The record is from RefSeq and is a predicted model, not a curated record. Gene Ontology annotation, biological process: positive regulation of mRNA splicing, via spliceosome. Gene Ontology annotation, cellular component: spliceosomal complex. Lineage: Eukaryota; Metazoa; Chordata; Aves; Charadriiformes; Scolopacidae. The transcript has 7 exons. The coding region runs from base 41 to 715 and encodes 224 amino acids.
GUCGCCCCGCCUUGCAGUGGGGGGGUUAAUCUGCAUAUUCAUGAGGUGGGCGGGGACAAGCGUGGUCGUAUAUAAGCCGCCGCCCCGCCAGCCUCAGCGUACAUCGCGCUGGAGCUUUGAAGUGCUGUGUGGACCCCGCACCUCCAGGGCACUGGUCAGAAUGGCAUCAGACGAGGGAAAGCUCUUUGUCGGCGGGCUGAGUUUUGACACCAACGAGCAGUCGUUGGAACAAGUCUUCUCUAAGUACGGACAGAUCUCAGAAGUUGUUGUGGUGAAAGACAGAGAGACUCAGAGAUCCAGAGGUUUUGGCUUUGUUACUUUUGAAAACAUAGAUGACGCUAAAGACGCGAUGAUGGCCAUGAACGGAAAGUCUGUAGACGGACGUCAGAUCAGAGUUGAUCAGGCUGGAAAAUCAUCAGAGAACAGAUCCCGUGGGUACAGAGGGGGCUCCUCAGGGGGCAGAGGCUUUUUCCGUGGCGGCAGAGGUCGGGGCCGUGGCUUCUCCAGAGGUGGUGGGGAAAGAGGCUAUGGCGGAAGCAGAUUUGACUCCAGAAGUGGAGGGUACAAUGGCUCCAGAGAUUACUAUAAUAGCAGCAGGAGUCAAGGUGGCUAUGGCGACAGGUCCUCAGGAGGCUCCUACAGAGACAGCUACGACAGUUACGGUAAGUGCUGGUUCAAGCGGGAGCGCUGUACGUGUGCUGUAGGCACUCUCUAAACCUUCUCACCCUCUGCUCGAGUCUGGGGACGCCGUACGGCGCAGUCGGACUGUACCGCUAGGUCUGCUCUUGGCCCGUAAAGAACCAAAUCUGUCAGGCUUUGGACGUGGUUGUGCCGGUUAAAAGUUCUAAUUUGUAAUGCAUGUGUAGGAGUUGCUUGGAUCUAAGGCAAAAAAGCAAGGUUUUUUUUAAAAAAAAAAACACAGUAUGUUCCUCGAGCUUGAGACUAAGCCCAAACUCGGAUGCCCUAACAAACUUUAAUCAAGGGUGGGGGAGUUGUCGUACGCUGUAGCCAACUAGCACUAGCUUCGGAAAUAAUGCAAAGGGAGUAAAAUGCUGGAACUUGUCUAUGCUUCAGUGCCUUUACAAUUGUGCCUGCUUCUUGUCCUCAGCUACACACAACGAGUAAAAAUCCUUCCUGACUCAAGAUCGUCCUUCCAAUGGCUGUAUUUAUAAAGAUUUUUGGAGCUUCGCUGAAAUCGUUAUUGUGUAGUACAUCUACUUGUAUUUUCACUUUUGUAGUAUUAUCAGUUCUAAUCUUGUCAAACACAGCCUGACAGCUUCUGAUAAUAAGAUGGUCUAAUUAGACUUUUCUUUAAAGAAAGCUCUGCUUUCAAGUGUUUUUAAUCUUUUUUGAAAGCACUUCAGAUUUUAUUUUAUCCUUCACGAUGAGCCAAGGUGUUUCUUUUUUUUUUUUUAAAGUUGUGAAGUUGGGGCCCCAAUUCAGUUUCUUUUGAGAUAGAAAGGACCUUUAAUUCAAUGUUCACUGGAAGCUGAACAAGCUGUGGACUCUUUUUUUUUUUUUUAAGUGCAUUACCUUCGUCUUUUGUAACAUUCCUUUAGUGUAGCAAGGUAGGAAUGCAGCCUGGGUACAAAUUGGAAGGCAAACCACCUUGAUAUAUCUAAAGAGAAACUUGCUUGUAUGUUCAACCUGCAUAACGGUAUUUUUACUGUUGUAAUGAUGUAAAUUACCCAGAAAUAGACUUGCAAACUUACCAUAAAAAAAAAAGAGGUUCUUGAAAAUGUUUAUUUAUAUUGUCCUUUUUUACUGGAAGAAAUAUGCAUAUUCCAUUGAUAUUGUAUUUGAAGUGGUAAAGGAUUCUUGUAUACAGUUUUCUUUGGCUUUACGAAGCCUAUUAAAAGACCGUCUGAAAUGAACUCUGCUCCUGACAUUUACAUUUCAUUGCACAACACAAUCCUUAUCUACGAAGAACAGUCUGAGAGAGAGAGAGAGGAGAGAAAAGCCUUAGUGACGGUGUAAGAGCCAGACGUACCCACCAGUUGCUAGAAUUAAAUCGGUCUUGACAUGUGAAUUUGUCAAAUACCUGCACAUGAGAAUGGUGAAACCUGUCUAGAGGCAGAGACCGACAGUCGGAAGCGGAGGGAAGGCUGGUGGUAGGAAGGAUAAUUGAUGUUUCCAUAAAAUGCUGAAAUAGCCUACACUGAAACGCUGUAGCUGAGAACCAGUCCUGUAGUCACCGGCCUCGUUAAUAGGGUGUCAGGGGUGUGCAAUGGUAGGUAAAUUGCCGUAAUUAGCUAGCUUUGUCAUUGCCUUACAAGUUCUAAGAAUUCUUUGCUAGCAUAUGGAAACUGCAGUGUCCUUGGAGAAAAGAAGUGUUGUGCCUCCAACAGAAACCUCUGAGACGAAAGCUGCUCUCUUGGCUAGUUCAUAUGUGGAAAUAGUCCUGUAAUUCGAGGUAACUCCUUUUGCUCAUGUCCGCAUCCUUCCUCUUGUUGAGAGCUCAUUUUUGAAAGUCUUAAAUGUACCUUGUGAAAUAGUCCUUUUGACAAUUUUGGUCAACCGAUGGAAAAAAAAAAAAUAUUAAAUACUAAUAAUUGUAAGCCAUGCCGUACGCAACCUUUGGCUUGUGGCACAACUUGCGUCCCACAGAUGAGGGUUGGGCAUGCCGUCAUGUCUUGCCAGUAGGUACGGAAGCAAGAUGGGAAACCAAGAAUUCCCUGACUCGAUCCGUGUUCAUCUAUCGAGACUCUUUCUAGACUUCAUUUAAAGUUGCUCACUUUUAAUUGUAGCUUUCUUUGCCAUCCUACUUGUUGCCAUUAACUUUUUCCCAUAGCCCACACACUUCCUAAGCGGCCAUGUCCGAGUGGUAACUCUCUGCUUAGGGAGCAAACGAUCCGCUGGCCGGCGUAGCCAAGGCACUAGCCAGCCCCGCAACAGUUUUUUUUCCCAGACUGUGCUUCUGUGGCGUGUGGUGGGUUCAGCGAGCGGCUGGUGAACCCCUCCUGUGCGGUGUGUCGGGGGGAGGCGGGGGGCGACCAGAAGGCUCCGCUCGACGGUUUUAUUAAUGCCCCGUUGCUUUGGCAGGGUGAGAGGAGACGGAGGCGGCUGGGAGCACCCUGAGGAAGGAGGUUCUGAGGAAGCGGGGCCAGGAGGAGAGUUGGCCAAGCAGCAAUAAAAGGCGUCUGAGAAGACCGAGAAGGAGCAGCCGUUGACUGGAGGGAGAGAGGGAGAUGAAGAGCUUUUGGCCACUGUUGUGACUGGUUUUUAUACAGGUCAACUGGAGGAGGAAAUAAGUGGAUUAAGCUAGAAUAAAAUAAUGGAAUGUG